CGUACGGGUUACCGGUUGCGGUGGAUGUAUUUUAAAACAAAAAUAAGUGUUUUUUUUUUUUUUUAAUUUUAACGUCAAGUAUGUACGCGAUAAUUUUCGUAUCGUAGGUCUCUUCUGUCUGCGAUUCACUAAGAACUAUACAAGACCUAGCAGCCGACGAUGGCUCCCGGCUUGUACACGGCCAGGCUGGCGGCUCGCAUUGCCCUGUCGUACGGGCCGAGUGUCAGCUACAUAAUCCUGCUACGGGUGGCGGUAUUGUUUUUCCGGCCCGACAUCGAAGACGCGGGAAACCGACUGUUUGAUCACAAGAUGUCGCAGAUUAGAGACCAGUACGAUUUCAUAGUGGUCGGAGCCGGUUCGGCGGGCGCCGUCGUCGCCAACAGACUCUCGGAAAACCCCAAAUGGACGGUGCUGCUAAUAGAAGCCGGCAUCGACGAACCGGCUUUGUCGGACAUACCGUUUCUGUAUCCGUCCCUGCAGCGCACCCCAAUCGACUGGCAAUACAAGACGGAACCCUGCGAACAGUCGUGUUUGGGCUUCAAAGGCCAAAGGUCUUCGUGGCCACGCGGCAAAGUCAUCGGCGGCAGCAGCGUGCUGAACGCCAUGUUCUACGUCAGGGGCAACAGGAAGGACUACGACGCCUGGCAAGACGCUGGCAACGACGGUUGGGGCUACGAGCAUGUGUUGCCGUACUUCAAGAAAUCCGAAGACAUGCGCAUACCGGAACUGAUGGGCUCAGAGUAUCACGGCACGGGCGGCUACUUGAGCGUGGAAUAUUACCGUUCGCAGUCGCCGAUCGUCCGGAACUUCAUGGAAGCCGCGGCGGAACUUGGCUACGACGAGACCGACAUAAACGGCGCCAAUCAAACCGGUUUUACGAAAUCUCAAGGAACCUUAAGGGACGGACUGAGGUGCAGUACGGGUAAAGCGUUUUUGAGACCGAUCAAGGAUCGCCCGAAUCUCCACAUUAGCGUACUCACGCACGCCCUGAAAGUGGCCGUAGAAGAUGGCAAAGCUACCGGCGUGCUCAUUUCGAAAUUGGGUAGCAUUCCGACCCUAGUAAAAGCGCACAAGGAAGUGAUUUUAUCGGCCGGUGCCGUUAACUCUCCGCAGCUGCUAAUGUUGUCCGGUAUAGGUCCCGCCGACAAACUGCGAAAGGCCGGCGUUAAGGUGGUCAAACAUUUGCCAGGGGUCGGCAAAAACCUUCAGGAUCACAUAGCGACGGGCGGUGUGACUUAUCUGUUCGAUUCGCCGGACUGUACAAGUCCACUAGGGAUGGGAAUCGUUUUGCCCAGGGUGUUGACGUUGAGCUCAUUCAUUCAGUUUACCCGAGACCACAUGGGUCCAUUAUACAGGAUUGCUUUAGGCGAAGCAAUGGGAUUCGUCAACACAAAAUACAACGAAGACCCGGACUGGCCGGACAUUCAACUUUUCAUGGCCACGGCGGGUGACAACACGGACGGCGGACUGCUGAACAAGCCGGACGUGGGCUUGACCGACGAUUACUACGACCAGGUGUUCGAGCCGAUCCUCUACAAGGACGCGUACACGGCCGCGCCGCUGUUGCUGAGACCGUACAGCCGGGGUCACAUAGAACUGGCCAGCGACAACCCGUACGAUCCACCGCGGAUCACGCCCAAUUACCUGAGCGACCCCAGGGACGUGCGGACCAUGGUGGAGGGCAUAAAGAUAGGGUACGCCAUGAGCAAGACGGCGGCCAUGCAACGGUUGAACGCCACCCUGCACGACAUACCCACGCCGGGCUGCGAAGAGCACGAGUUCCCGUCGGACGAGUACUGGGAAUGCCAGGCGAGACAUUACACCAUGACCAUCUACCAUCCGGUGGGUACGUGCAAGAUGGGACCGGACGACGACGAGUACGCCGUGGUCGACAGCAGACUGAAAGUCAGGCGCGUCAAAGGACUGAGGGUGGUGGAUGCGUCCAUCAUGCCGACCAUAGUGAACGGCAACACCAACGCGCCGACUAUUAUGAUCGCGGAAAAGGCGGCCGACAUGAUCAAAGAAGAUUGGUCAACGUACACGUUGACGUUCGAAGCCAAAUACGCCAAGAAAACGUACAAAAAAUGGUGGUAAACUACUUGUUCAAGUACAAUCGUUCACUGUUAGGGUUGGCAAUCGAAUAGGUGGGUACUUGUCGAGUUGAGUCGUAUACGAAGUAAAAGUAAGACCAAACAUUGUUAUUUAAAAGAACCAAUCCCGUUUUCCGCCAAAACUGUAUAUACCUAUACUUCCGGAAAUUCCUUUUUAUCCGUUGAAAACGUCUAACUAUUCAGCCAAUUAUUUAUUAGCUACUAAAAUGUAAUCUUCCGUUUCCGUUAAACGAGAUAAAAACCGUUACUUUUUAUACUAUAGUUUAAAAAAAAAAAAUUAUUUCCAAAUAUUGUUGAGUUUAAUUUUAGCGCCUGGUUUAUGAAAAUAUUCACCAUUGAAGAAAACAGGUUUAUUUCUUUUUAUUUAGAAAAUAUUUGGGUUUCAUAGGUUUUACCCUUUUUUGCCAAAACAGAAUCAUUCAUUCGCUUUUACAUGGAUUCCUUUUCACAUCUAAAAACAAUGCAGUUUUCUGAUAUUAUUUUUUAUCAAUUUAAAAUUAAAAUUUGUCAAUUAGUUGUAUACUAUUUGCUUUUUUUUAAGUCUGCCUAUCAAGUUUAAACGAAAAUGCGACUACAGUAUUUUUAUUAUAAUUUAUGCUAUUAUUUUUGUAAUGCAAUGUAUACUUUGUAUAUAUUUGCUAAUUCUAAAAAUGAAGGAGUUAAGUUUUAUUUAUUUUUAAAAUUAGGUAUUUAUUAAAAUAAAUUUGUGAUGUUUCAAAAUGUUUUUAUAUUUCAAUUAGGGUUCAGGUGGUGUUUCUUCUAAACAAUUUUUCGUGCUAAAUUAAAAGUAUGUAGGCAAAGAUAAUUAUAUUAAUGACUGAAACAAAGAUAAUUUCAUUUGCUAAACACAGCGUGAGGGGCACACUUAUGUAUGUGACACAUUUGAUGUCAGUCUUUAUUUUUCAAAUUUUACAUUGCGUGACAAUAACACAGCGCGUUGCAAAUGAGAAAAUAAAUCGUAGGUAGGUGUAUUGUAUGUAUUUGUAUAAUUUCUCUAAGGAUUCGCUGUAUUUUGUUUUUUAAAUCUUUAGACAUUAUAAUAAUAAUUAGUAAUUACUAACUGCAUUAAAAGUAUAACUUGAUAGAUAUAAAACAUAUCUAUCGAGUGAAUGAAAUUUGAAAUUAAAUGUAACAAUAGGUAUAUAGUUUUUUUACAGAAUUAAAAUACAAUUUUUUAUCGCGUUUUACUUGAUAAUUGUACGCAGUCUUAUAGAAAAACUACAAUAAUAAUAUACAAUGACUUGACAAAUCAAUCCCAUAUAGCCACAAAGGGAAUCACACGUUAUUUUGGUUUCUGGAAGAGGGAACACUAUAUACGGUUUCGGUGGAAAACGACGACGGUCGUUUCGACGUUAAGUUUGUAAACAAUUUAAUUAAUAAUUAUUUAUUUUGUAAAUAUAUAUAAUUUUAAGAUUGUUGCGUGUUAAAUUGACGAUUUCGUGUUUUCUAAUUAUUAUAAAUAUAGUUAUCAUAAUAAACGAAAGCUCGCGUUUUUGUUGGCAGACACGAAUAAUAUUAUGUAUAAUAUUAAUAUACAUACAUGCGUUCUGUAGGUAAUAAUUAUAAAAUAUCUAUCCGUCUGCGGGUUUUAACGAACGGUGUAAUUAUCGCUUUUAAAUUCUACUCUAACGGAACUGCGAUCUUGUUUGAAAAAAUGAAAAUACAUUUAAAAAAAACAAACCUCACCUAUAAGAAGGGUUUCUCUUCUAAUGGGCGGGUACAUAUUAUUUUUCUUUUGGCGCCUGUAUGCGCUAUUUUCUUUAUCGACAUAAUGACGAAAACGGGUUUGUCGCAUUAGCGUCAUCGUGGGGAGAGGGCGGUGCGGGGACGGAUAUACAGGGUGUCCCACGAACAUUUGACAAAUGAAAUAACUUUAACUAAGGUUUUACUAAUAAUUCAUUAGUACUCAUUUACGCUAUAAACGCCACAGUCCGUAUUGCUUUGGACAUCUAGUUUUGGAUAGUUACUCUUAAAGUCGUUUAAUUGUUAAGUAGUGGGUGGGAGGUGGAGUGCGGUAGAGUAAUGCGUGCAGAUAAAAAUAACUCCACUUCCUUUAAACCUUUAAUAACUUAAAAAGUAAUUAUUCUGGAUAACCGACAGUCAAAAUUAUCGGCAAAUUGUUCCUAAUAAAAUUGUCAUCUAGAAUUAAAA
Molecule: messenger RNA, 4262 nt
Organism: Adelges cooleyi (spruce gall adelgid)
Lineage: Eukaryota; Metazoa; Arthropoda; Insecta; Hemiptera; Adelgidae
Product: glucose dehydrogenase [FAD, quinone]-like
Exons: 4
Coding region: 160-2094 (644 amino acids)
Molecular function (GO): flavin adenine dinucleotide binding; oxidoreductase activity, acting on CH-OH group of donors
Source: RefSeq, a predicted model, not a curated record